UCAAUUUCUUCGUUAAUUAUCGACAAUACCCUCGCCAAUUCUACCCUUGUCAUCAACAGCAAAAUGGGUGGUCCAGCCUUCGUCGGCACAGCUGACGCUAGUCGUGUCGAAGCUCCAGUAACAUGGAAAUCCUACAUGAUGUGCGUCUUCGCAGCAUUCGGAGGAGUGUUCUUUGGCUACGACUCGGGUUAUAUCAGCGGAGUGCUUGCUAUGCCGUACUUUAUCAAUAUGAUGACGGGCAAGGCGAUUCCUGGUGCGGACGCAACAGCUGCUGAACUCGCUUCUUUCGUCAUUCCAACCUCAGACAAGACCUUGAUUGUCUCGAUUCUCUCCGCUGGAACCUUCUUCGGUGCCAUCAUUGCCGGUGAUUCAGCCGACUGGAUCGGAAGAAGACUCACUGUUAUUCUCGGAUGCUUCAUCUAUGGUAUUGGAUGUAUUCUUCAGACCAUCGCCACCACUCUUGGGCUCCUCGUGGCUGGACGUCUGAUUGCCGGCUUUGGAGUCGGUUUCGUCUCUGCUAUUAUCAUUCUGUACAUGUCUGAGAUCGCUCCCAAGAAGGUCCGAGGAGCUAUUGUCUCUGGCUACCAGUUCGCCAUCACGAUCGGCCUCCUUCUCGCCUCAUGUGUGGACUACGCAACCCAGCACCGCACCGACAGCGGCUCUUACCGCAUCCCAGUCGGACUUCAAUUGGCGUGGGCUCUCAUCCUUGCCGGCGGACUUUUCUGGCUCCCAGAAUCCCCUCGCUUCUUCGUCAUGAAGGGCCGCCUCGAUGAUGCCGCUCGUGUCCUCGAGAGACUGCGUGAUCAGCCCUCUGGAUCUGAGCUCGUACAAGCCGAACUCACUGAGAUCAUCGCCAACCACGAGUACGAGAUGUCUGUCAUCCCACAAAAUGGCUACUUCUCAUCGUGGGCCAACUGCUUCAAGGGUGGACUCAUGAACCCAGCCUCCAACCUUCGCAGAACCAUCCUGGGAACGAGUAUUCAGAUGAUGCAACAGUGGACUGGAGUCAACUUCAUCUUCUACUACGGAACCACAUUUUUCACCUCCCUCGGUACGAUCAAGAACCCCUUCUUGAUCUCCCUGAUCACUACCCUCGUCAACGUUGGCUCUACUCCCCUCUCAUUCUGGAUCAUUGAGCGAUUCGGUAGAAGAUCAAUCAUGAUCUGGGGUGCAAUCGGUAUGGUUAUCUGCCAAUUCAUCGUCGCUAUCGUGGGUGUGACUACCGAUUCUACUGCCUCGGUUCAGGCCCAGAUUGCAUUCAUCUGCAUCUACAUUUCAUUCUUCGCUACUACUUGGGGCCCCGGUGCCUGGGUUGUUAUUGGCGAGAUCUUCCCCCUGCCAAUUAGAUCCAGAGGUGUUGGAUUGAGCACUGCUUCCAACUGGCUGUGGAACUGCAUCAUUGCCAUCAUUACUCCUUACCUGACUUCCACCGACGGUGGCGGUGUCGACCUUGGCUCCAAGAUCUUCUUCCUCUGGGGUUCCCUCUGCUUCCUCUGCGUCAUCUACGCCUACGUUCUCAUCCCUGAGACCAAGGGCUUGACGCUCGAGCAGGUUGAUCGUAUGUUGGAAGAGACUACUCCAAGAACUAGCGCCAAGUGGGUGCCACACUCGACCUAUGCGGCGGAGAUGGGAAUGACCGAUAAGAAGUUGACUGAUUCCGAGCAUGUCGAGAGUGGUGUACUUGUGAAGGGGAGUGAGGAGCAGGUUUGAGGGAGUGGAUAAUAAUAAUGGUGCUUCGAAAAGUCGGAUUGAUGGCCAUCGUCUUUUGAUGAUGUGCCUCGUGGGAGAUAAAGUUACUAAGAUGAUGGAUAGAUCAUAGAUGGAUAGAUACACUGUACCACUGUAUAGGCCUGAGACACUCUCGGCCGUAAUAACAAGAAAGAAAGAAAGAAAAAAUCCUUCAAAAUCACU
This is a messenger RNA of Cadophora gregata, 1911 nucleotides long. RefSeq lists its product as uncharacterized. Gene Ontology annotation, cellular component: membrane. The transcript is spliced from 3 exons. Gene Ontology annotation, biological process: transmembrane transport; carbohydrate transport. The record is from RefSeq and is a predicted model, not a curated record. Lineage: Eukaryota; Fungi; Ascomycota; Leotiomycetes; Helotiales; Ploettnerulaceae. The coding region runs from base 64 to 1710 and encodes 548 amino acids. Gene Ontology annotation, molecular function: carbohydrate:proton symporter activity.